AUGAAAUGUGAACGAGUCUUUUUAGGAUUCAACCGUAUCCUUCGCCGCGCGUCGUCCUCGGCAUUUGACAAGCCGUUAAAAGGGGGGCGGAGCGGUAAAAGUCGUGGGCGCUUUUCCCCUCCCCCCACUCAGGGGCGGCGGAUCGGCGGGGGCUCCGCGUUGAUCUCGGCCUACGGCGCCGCCCUGCAUGGCGCGCACCGAGCGGAAAGAGGCUUUUUUGCGGAGCCUUUGGAGGCUUGGCUGGCGAUUUUAGCCUCGGCGGUUCCUUUUUACCACGAUAGCCUUGUGGUUUGCCCGUCCGCGAUGACAAAAGAGCGCGCCCGUGAGCUGUGGAUGCGCGCGAAAGUGCAUCUCCCUCGAGCUCACUUCACGCAGCUGCGGCCUCGGGCAAUACCCAAACCUACGGCGACCGAUCCUAUUAAUCGAGUUCCUCCCUCGGAAUUAUCUGCUUCGGUAGAGCGCAGGAUAUCCGUUCCGGGGGAGGAUUUUUCUUUGGUUUCGGUCCCGAACGCGCUUUCUUCCCUACCCGUUUCGACUCCACCGCCGUCGGUUUACAUUUCUUCCGAACUCGAGCAAUUGCCCGCGCGGUCGCUGGAUUUAAUUGUCCUGGCAGAUAAUGUUUUCGGUGAGGAGAUGUUGUUUGACGCACCGUGGCAUUUAUCGAACGCGUAUCGUCUUUUACGCCCCCACGGGGUGCUUUCCAUCUUGGGUUAUUCGCCCUAUAUUCAAUUGACGGCCCCUUCCUGGGCUGCGCAAGACGCGGAAGAUUAUUGGAAGGAGCUUUUUGCCGCUUGCAAAGAAUACCACCACUUGGAAUUGUCCAAAACGGUCCCCGAAAGCGCUUUUACGGCGUCGAAGGAUCAUUCGCGUCGCUUGAAUACAAUCCAGCCGGUCCUUGACAUCCUGGAGAGUAGAAUGGUAGGGCAUGAGGAUGUUUUUUUCCCUUUUCACGCGGUCCAACAUCGUUGGUUGGAUUCCGAAUAUGCCAUGAGCCCAUCCGAGGUGGUGGCGGCUUUUCGCGCAAUGCGAAUUUAUCAAUUACUCCACGCCGAUCAAGUCGCGGAGGAAAGAAUGGAUGCGGUAGACGUUCCACCACCCAGCCUCGGCACCUCAUCCCCUACGUCGGGAUUACACUCAAGUGAGAAUCUUAAUAUUAAUUCCGUCGAUUUGGAUUUUAUGGAACUCACUUUAAACAACACGGGGGAUUCCCUAUCGGGUCUGGCGGUCGUCGAGGAUAAACCCGUUUUAAACGUUCGUCAUCGACGAAGUCUUGUGGAUCCUCUGGAUGCCUUGGAGCAUUGCUGGAGGGUGCGGCUGGCGAUCACUGAAAGCGAUUCCUCCGGUGGUCCAAAUCAAAAGGCAGGAUUUGAAAUGCCGCCGUUUCGCGUUCAGGUAAAGCACUUUGCGAUAACACUCUCAAAUCGUACUAUGAACGCGAUGUCUUCUUGA
Molecule: messenger RNA, 1449 nt
Organism: Phytomonas sp. Hart1
Lineage: Eukaryota; Euglenozoa; Kinetoplastea; Trypanosomatida; Trypanosomatidae
Source: the annotation of a GenBank genome assembly